AUGUCAGAACUGGUGGGCGCCUGGGUGGGCUGGGCCAAGACGAAGCUGCUGGUGGAGCAGGCCACUUCUAGCACCGAUGAUCCCACGCCCAUAUACAUGCUGGAUGAGGUGGUGGCCGCUCUGGCGGACGGCGACACCCGGGCAGGGGUGGACGCCGUUGCGCUCAAGCUGGUCACCCAUAUCGGACGCAAGGGCUCGUCCGACCUGCGGCGGCUGAUGGCACGCCGGAGCGGUGCUGUGCGCGACCUACUGCACUAUCGCUGCGACCCAGACCCUUUCAAGGGGGACACGGUGUGGAAGCGCGUGCAGGAGUAUGCCCAAGAGGCGCUGAAUGCCAUCCACGGCACCCCCGAUUCAGGGGGCCGCAUCCAAGGCUUUGGUAGCGAUGCGCCUGGCAGCGGUGGCGGCGGCUAUGGUAGCAGCAUGGGUUUUGGAAGCGAUUCAGCGGGAGGAGGCAGCAGCAGCAGCAGCCGAAUGGUGGGCUUUGGCAGUGCAGAUGUGCUGCAAUCGGGCAUGCAGACUGAUGGCUACAGUGCCUCGGCAGUGGAUGGUGCCGACACGUUUGCCGGUGCUGCCGGCAGCGCGGCGCCUGGACGGGAUGACCUUCAGGCAUUUGUGGAUGGCAUCUCCGGUCUGGAUGGGCCAAGCGUAGCGCAGCUGCUGGAGCGCAAGCUUGAGGUUGGGCCAUGGCAGUCCACGCUGCGUGCGCUGUGUGCCAUCGAAGCAGUGGCAGAGAGCGGCAGCAGCGCAGCAUGUGGUCAGGUGGCUGUGCACUUUCAGGCGCACCCAGAGGCUCAUCGCACCUCUUAG
Molecule: messenger RNA, 810 nt
Organism: Chlorella variabilis
Lineage: Eukaryota; Viridiplantae; Chlorophyta; Trebouxiophyceae; Chlorellales; Chlorellaceae
Exons: 8
Coding region: 1-810 (269 amino acids)
Cellular component (GO): trans-Golgi network membrane
Source: RefSeq, a predicted model, not a curated record